Messenger RNA from Mycosarcoma maydis (corn smut), 1470 nucleotides. RefSeq lists its product as uncharacterized. Gene Ontology annotation, cellular component: nucleus; cytoplasm. Bases 1 to 1470 code for a protein of 489 amino acids. The transcript is spliced from 2 exons. Gene Ontology annotation, biological process: positive regulation of protein catabolic process. Gene Ontology annotation, molecular function: ornithine decarboxylase inhibitor activity. NCBI's taxonomy places the organism in Eukaryota, Fungi, Basidiomycota, Ustilaginomycetes, Ustilaginales. The record is from RefSeq and is a predicted model, not a curated record.
AUGACCACCGAUAAUCUGAAUCAACCCCAUUUGUCCCCCGUCAGCUCCUUUAGCGCAGGUGCUGGCUCCGAUGGGGUUCCUUACUCGCGCAACCAUGCUCUCACCAACACCAAUAAUGCUGCUGCUGCUGCUGCUGCUGCUGGCUACCCUCGUGGCCAGCAGCAGUCCACCACGUUGAGCACCGUGAGUCCAGGUCGAAGUGCACCUGUGAGAGGGGUCGCUUCGCAGCAAGCUUCCACGUCUACUUCUAUCACCCUUUCCUCUUCUGACGCCAACGUCGUUGCCGCUCGUCCCAGUGCGACCACCGCAUCGACGCCUAAUCCAAAUUCAACCUCAAAUGCGCUCGCUCACCAGCAGCAGUCCAAUCUACGCUCCAGCUGGCACCGUCCGUACAGCAGCGGUGUGCCAGCCCCGGCCGUUGCUGUUCCUAUCUUCCGUGCAGCUCAUCCUGCCACCAUCCCGGCGCUCUCGAACAAUGCGCACCGAAAUGUCACCGCUGCACAGCUUCCCGACUCUCCCCCCGAUACCCCGCCACACUCGCCUGGCCUUGCCCCCGUUCGAUUGCCAUCCUUGGGCGAAUUGGGACGUUUACCUCAGUCACAGCGUCCUUCACCUUCAAGGCACUUUGAUGUCCACGAGCGAGCUCCACGCAGCUGGAGCCGCCCUCUACCUGCCCAUGCGCGCGAUGCGGACAUCUCGACCGAUGUCAUCUAUACCGGCCAGACCCCUUGUGACAGCGAGUUGGAAUCCGUUGCCGAAUCCGACUUCUCGGACGACACCUCACAGGCGACCAUCGAUCAGCUCGUUCAAGCAGCGCAGUCGCUCCUCCUUUCUUCGGCACCGGAUCGCACCAAUCCGCAACAUGCGCUCGGACCCGAAUCGGCCAACGUCUCGAGUAUCGCUACGCAGAGGGGCGAGCUCAUGCCUGCCACUCCUGAAAUCAGUCCCGACAACGACGUCCGCCACCAUGCACAAAAGUCUGCCCAUGCAUUUUUGCAUCGCAUCUUUGCAAACGUCCCUGGCGAUCUCUCAGUCGAGGAUGCUGGUGUGGAACUGAUCAGCCCUGGUUGGAGUGGCGCUGUGAUCAAAUCCGGCGCAAUCGCUCCUACUCAGCCAUCCAGCUCGAUCAGCUCUACGAGCAGCAGCGACAGCUCGGCUGACUCGCAGCGUACGCUCUAUGUUAGCAUGCCAUCCGUCGUCGACGCUACCUUGCUGAGAGAACAGGUGCUGGCAGUGCUCGAUGCUGCAAGCGACAAGCUUGGAUGUGACUCGGUCAUGGUCUGUCUCAACAAGGCAAUGCGUGACUUUGCCUCGGUCCUCCAUGGUCUCUGCUACGUUGGCGGUGCACUUGUUGCUGCUGCUAAAGAAUCGGAUCAGCUCGGAGGUGGACAUGCCAAUCUGCCAGAGACCGACCCCAUCUCGGGUUUGCAGCUUCAGAACGGCCUUGUGCUUGUCGCCAUUGAGCUUUAG